Panicum hallii is the source of this 2540-nucleotide messenger RNA. RefSeq names its product isoflavone 3'-hydroxylase-like. Gene Ontology annotation, molecular function: iron ion binding; monooxygenase activity; oxidoreductase activity, acting on paired donors, with incorporation or reduction of molecular oxygen. Lineage: Eukaryota; Viridiplantae; Streptophyta; Magnoliopsida; Poales; Poaceae. Bases 326 to 2299 code for a protein of 657 amino acids. The transcript is spliced from 3 exons. The record is from RefSeq and is a predicted model, not a curated record.
AAGAAAAAUCUGCUACCCUGCCGUCUCCUUCCUCUCGCUCCAUUGAUGCCCAGCUGAGCUCAAGUAGCUGCUGGCUUGUCGUCUCUCUGAUCUCACAUCGAGUUUAACCCUUUUUUUUUCCACUAGGAAUGCCAACUCUGCAAAUGAGGUCGACUCUUCACCUAAACUGAUUUCACGGAUUUGCAGUACGAAGAAGAAAGACGGCAUCUCUUGAUGUUGAAAGAGACGACCUUUAGAUAAGAUAUCUGCUUCCCACCCCUUUCUUCCUCGCCCUCCUCUCUCUCCCCCAGCUGCGGCGACGGUGAGGGCCUCGCGGUCGCCAUCCAUGGACGUGGUGGCGAGCGUCGACGCUAUCCUGCUUCUCGUUGCCGUUGCAGUCUCCGUACUGGUCGGCGCUGCUGUCUGGACCAGGCGUGGCCGGGGGCGCGGCAAAGCCGCGCUGAGCCCGCCCUCGCACCCGCUGCUCGGCCACCUACACCUCCUCGGCAAGCCGCUGCACCGCUCGCUGGCCGCGCUCGCCGCCGCGCACGGCGGCGCAGGGGGCCCGGCGCCGCUCCUGUCCCUGCGCCUGGGCGCCCGGCGGGCGCUGCUGGUGUCGGACCACGCCGCGGCCGAGGAGUGCUUCACGGCGCAGGACGCCGCGCUGGCGGGCAAGCCGCGGCUGCUGGCCGGGGAGCGCCUCGGGUACGGGUGCCCCACGGUCACCUGGGCGCCCCACGGCGAUCACUGGCGCGCCCUGCGCCGGUUCCUCGCCGUCGAGCUCUUCUCGGCGUCCCGCCUCGCAGUGCGCGCCGCCGACCGGCGCGCCGAGGCCGCCGCGCUCGUCGGGAGCCUGCUCCGCCACGCCGACGCCGCCCCCCGCGCCGCGGCGACGCUCCGGCCCAGGCUCUUCGAGCUGGUGCUCAACGUGAUGAUGCGCGCGCUCACCGGCGCGCCCGCGCUCGCCGGUGACGUGCGCAGGUUCCAGGAGAUCGUCGAGGAGAGCUUCGCGGUGACCGGCGCGCCCAGCGUCGGGGACUUCUACCCGGCGCUGCGGUGGAUUGACCGCCUGCGCGGCGUCGAUGCGGCUCUAAUCCGCCUGCAGGCGAGACGCGACGCGUUCGUCGCCGGCCUCGUCGAUGGCAAACGCCGAAGUCGCAAAUCCGGCGGCGGGGACACGGAGAAGAAAAGCGCCAUUGACGAGCUCCUGUCGCUGCAGGAAAUUGAUCCCGAGUUCUACACUGACACUACCAUCAAAGGCAUUGUCAUGAUACUACUCAGUGCCGGCACCGACACGUCGGCACUGACCACCGAGUGGGCAAUGGCGCUGCUGCUGAUGCACCCGGAAGCAAUGCAGAAGGUGAGAGCUGAGCUAGACGCCAACGUUGGCAGAUCCCGGCUGGUGGAGGAGUCGGACAUCACGAACCUUCCAUAUUUGCAAUGUGUGGUCAAGGAGACCCUCCGGCUCUGCCCCGUCGGUCCGAUCAUCCCGGCACACGAGGCCAUGGAGGACUGCACAGUUGGUGGGUAUCACGUCCGGUGUGGCACGAUGAUCCUUGUGAACGCUUGGUUGAUCCAUCGGGACCCUAAAUUGUGGAAGGUGCCCGAAGAUUUCAGGCCGGAGCGGUUCUUGGACACUGGCAUGGUGACCACGGUCACCACGCCCAUGCUGCCGUUCGGGCUUGGACGGAGGCGCUGCCCUGGAGAGGGGCUGGCCAUGCGAGACGAGGCUUCGUCAGUGAACAAGGAGAGCCCAGAGCAGCAGCUUACCAGCGAGCAGGACGACGACGGCGCGACGUGGCUGAACCUCAAGCUGGGCGCGAGCGAGUCGCCGGAACCGGCAACGGCGCCGGCGAGCUCCCCCGGCUCCGAGUCCGCCGCCGCCGCCGCCACGCCGUCGGCGACCCCGCCGCCGCACCCGCACAAGGUGUUCUCCUGCAACUUCUGCCUGCGCAAGUUCUUCAGCUCGCAGGCGCUGGGCGGCCACCAGAACGCGCACAAGCGGGAGCGCAGCGCCGCCAAGCGCUCCUACCACGCGCAGCGGAUGAUCGUCGGGCUGCCGCUGCAGGCGCACGCCGCGCUCAUGCACUCCCUCAGGGUCAACCCGGCCUCGGCGGCGAUCCAGAAGGCGGCGAGCCAGCAGGCGGCGCCGAUCAGGACAGCGGCGAGGUUCCUCGAGGACGGCGUGGCCUGGGGGACGAUCGCCUGCGAGGAGGCGCCGAGCUCGGCGUGGCCGGGGAGCUUCAGACUGAGAACACAACAUUCAGAGCGUGAGCAAGCGUCAGAACAGAGUAAGAUAGACUUGAAUCUCAGGCUCUGAUAGGCUGAUUGGUGGGUGUAACUACUCUGACCAGUGCAUCCGAGUUCAUCUUCCGAAUAAACUGGUUUGGAGAUCUGAUCAGAGGAGAAACCAUAUGGUGAUGCUGAGCUUUAGAGACUAUUGUUGUUUCAAAUGUAUGUUAGAAUUAUUUGAUGCGGUGCUGCUAUGAAAUAUUUCUGUAGCUGGAAACUGUACUUAGUUCUAUUGACACCAGUGAGAAGAACUCAUGGAUUCUGCACUU